UGAAUCAUGGCUGAAAGCUUAUAGCUGGGAGCUUAAUGUCCAAGGACACACUUUGUAUCAAAAGGACAGGCAGGAAGGCAGAGAGGGUGGUGUUACUCUGUUGGUAAAAAAUUAAAUGAAAUCGUUACAAAGAGGUGACAUAGAGUCAGAAGAUCUUCAAUCGUCAUGGAUAGAGCUAAGGAACUGAAAGGGUAAAAAAGAGAUCCCCAAACAGUGGUAAGGAUGUCAUCUACAAAUUAGAAUGGGAGUUAGAAAAUGCAUGCCAAAAGGGCAAUGUUACAGUAGUCAUGGGGCAUUUCAAUAUGCAGGUAGAUUGGGGAAAAUCAGGUUGUUGCUGGAUUCCAGGAGGGGGGAUUUGUAGAAUUCCUUCAAGAUGGCUUUUUAGAGCAGCUUGUGGUGGAGCCCACUAGGGGAUCAGCUAUUCUGGAUUGGGUGUUGGACAAUGAACCGGAAUUGAUUAGGAGUCCUUGUGCAGGAUUCGCUAAAGGUUGAUUUGCAGGUUGAGGCUGGGUGAGGAAGAUAAAUGCAAUGUUAGCAUUUAUUUCAAGAGGACUAAAAUAUAAAAGCAAGGAUGUAAUGCUGAGACCUUGUAAAGCAUUGGUGAGGCCUCAUAUGAGUAUUGUGAGCAGUUUUGAGCCCCUUAUCUUAGAAGGGAUGUGCUGAAACUGGAGAGGGUUCAAAGGAGGUUCAUAAAAAUGAUUCCAGCAUUGAAUGGCUUGUCAUUUGAAAACUGUUUGAUGUCUCUGGGCCUGUAUUCACUAGAAUUCAGAAGAAUGAGCGGUGACCUUAUUUAAACAUAUCAAAUAGUACUUUAUACUUUAUUGUCGCCAAACAAUUGAUACUAGAACGUACAAUCAUCAUAGCGAUAUUUGAUUCUGCGCUUCCCGCUCCCUGGAUUACAAAUCAAUAGUAAAUAUUAAAAAUUUAAAUAGAAAAUAGACAAAUGGAAAGUAUGGUAGUGCAAAAAAACCGAGAUGCAGGUCCGGAUAUUUGGAGGGUACUGCUCAGAUCCGGCCUUAAUAGAGUGGAUGCGGAGAGGAUGUUUCUCAUGAUGGAAGGGCCUAAGAUUAGGGGACACAGCCUCAGAAUAGAGGGGUGUUCUUUUAGAACUGAGAUGAAGGGGAAUUUCUUUAGCCAGAGAGUGGUGAAUCUGGAAUUCUUUGCCACAGGCAGCUGUGGAGGGCAAGUCUUUAUGUAUAUUUAAGGCAGAGGUUGAUAGAUUCUUGAUUGGUCCGGGCAUGAAGGGAUACGGGGAAGAGGCAGGAGAUUGGGGCUGAGAGUAGAAUUGUAUCAGCCAUGAUGAAAUAACAGAGCCAAAUGGCCUAAUUCUGCUCCUAAAUCUUAUGGUUUUAUAUCAAUCACUUGGAGGUUUGAACGGAAUAUACAGUAGACAACUUUGUGAAUGACACAAAAGUAUAUGGGAAGGUAAGCUGCAAGGAGGAUGCAGUUUGCAGAGAGAUAUUAAUAAUGGGCAAAAAAUUAAAUGGAAAAAGUAAAUUUUGGAAGAAAGAAAAAAAAUAUUUAAAUGGAGGAAAAACUACAGAAAGCUAUGCUACAAAGAAAUUGGAGGUUUUUGUGCAUGAAAUACUGAAAGCUGGCACACAAGGUAACAGCCAAGAGUUUCCAACCUGGGGUCCUACUAUUAUCCUUUCAAAAGGCUGUAAUGAGAUGAUAUUGAGAGCAAUGCACACACAUCUUUUGCUACUAGGAAGGAAUUUAAACUGCGCACAAAAGGUUGUCACCCUCUAUCUCAUUGGCAUGUUAAGUGUAUUUCAUGAUUGUACACAAUCACAUUUGCUUUUCCAGUUUCUGGUGAGGACUGUGGUAACAAUGCAGAGUUUGCAAUGAUUUGUCUUCAGAUUUUAGAACUGGCUUAUUUAUACUUUUAUUGAAACUAUUGAUUCACUGCGUUGAAUUCCAAAGAACUGCUAGUUCACUUAAAGUGGAAUGGCUUAAUGAAACAGUAGAAACUGCUACACCGAAAGCUCAUGAGGUCAGGAGCAUGCAGCUACGAGAAAUAUUUAUGUACAAUACAGAAGCUGGUGUUACCUGCGUGUAUUGUCACGAUGCUAAAGUUGCUGGAGAAUUUGCAAGUGGGAAGAAGUGGAGUGAUAUUUGGAAACUUAACUUUUUAAAAUGUUAUUUAGCAAGCAAAUCACAGAUGGACGGUAUGUAAAAGCUCUGUUGAGGAAAUCUUUCAUUACCUGCAAAAGGCUUGUUACCUAUGUUUUGUGAGAGUGCAGAUGAACGAGAGUGAAAACAAUCAAACCCAGAGGAAAUCGAAGUUCUUAUUUACAGUUAUUUUAUUUCUUUUAAACAAUGAACAACAAAUUGGACUUGGUAGUUUAUUAUCCUUAGAAUAGCUUCAGGUUUACUUCCACUUAAAAAUUCAUUGCAUAUGUGUUGUCACUGGGCAAAAAACUUGCACAGCAGAAGAUUUUUGCGCACACUGGUCAUUACAAAUUAGAGGGAACAUCGAUCGAGAGGAAUAUAGACAAUUUUGUUUCUCCAAAUUAAAAAAAGAUAAUGUUUCAUUAUAGGUGCUUGAGAAAAGCUUCACUAUAAUGAUCCCUGAAAUGAAGAGAUUGUCCUACAAGGAGUGGUUAAACAGGUUGGGAUUCUACUCAUUGGAGCUUAGAAGUACAAGAGUCAAUUGCAAAAGGGCUAAACCAGUUGGCUGUUUUGGCAGGUUGGCUGCAUUGGAACGGUUACACCACCGCCCUCUACUUAAAGCAAGGUGUGUGGGGGUUGUGCCUCUCAUGGAGACUCUCAAGUUCCUUCACAUGAAAGCACGUGGUGAGGUGUAUCCGGGCUCUGAAAUCUGCCGUUUCCGUGUCCCUGAUAAUAAAGUGGGCUGGGAGGUUCCGUGGACAGAUUACAACCCGGUCGAUUACACUGCCUCCUCCGUGUUGAAGCAACCACCCUGGGCAGACCCACCUUACAGAAAUGAAGGAGAAUUGGUUAAGCCACUGAAAUUUAAUCAUUUGGAUGGUGACGUAGAUCGACGGUCCUAUACAGGAAAAUAUGAAGUGAUAAACGGGUUCCCAAGGAACCCUUGUGGACGGACUGGAUUGAAAGGGCGAGGACUCCUGGGAAGAUGGGGACCUAAUCAUGCAGCAGACCCCAUUGUGACAAGGUGGAAGAAGGAGGGUGGAAAAAUGGUGACUCACAAUUGCUCUGGGAAGCCAAUCUUGCAGUUUGUGGCAAUUUGCAGAAGAGACAACAAGGAGUGGGCAAUUCCUGGGGGAAUGGUAGACCCUGGCGAGAGGGUGUCAGUUACACUCAGACGAGAGUUUGGAGAGGAAACGUUGGACUCCUUAAAUCUAUCAGAAGCCGAGAAGCAGAAAGUGAAAGAGUUAAUCAACUCCCUGUUUCAAGCUGGAGAGAUGGUGUACAAAGGAUAUGUUGACGAUCCUCGAAACACUGAUAAUGCUUGGAUGGAAACUUUGGCCAUGAAUUUCCACGAUGAGACAGGUGACAGUGUGGGAAGGCUCAACCUUCACGCUGGGGAUGAUGCUGCUGCGGUGAAGUGGAUGGAUAUCCAGCAGACGCAGAAACUAUACGCCAGCCACACACAAUUCCUCCAUCAAGUAGCAAGGGCAAAGAAUGCUCACUGGUAAAGGGGAAUACUAUCCACCUUUAGACAGCCAGCAACAGCAGGGUUUGCUCCAGCAGCUGUACGUGAAGUUAAAGGCGGUGACUUUCUCUUCCUUUCCAAACUCGAACACCAUCAAGAUCCCUACAGCAACGGGAGAAGGAGCCUUUCCAAGAAGGAAUUCAGAGAGAAGCUUUAAUUCUACUUUUUUGGUUCAAAGUUCAUUGAUGCCUUGGCUUUAGAUUUUGUAUUCUUGUGUGACGCGGGCCGUUUUUAUUUCUCUUUCUCUUGCUGGCAC
Molecule: messenger RNA, 3893 nt
Organism: Mobula hypostoma (lesser devil ray)
Lineage: Eukaryota; Metazoa; Chordata; Chondrichthyes; Myliobatiformes; Myliobatidae
Product: ADP-ribose pyrophosphatase, mitochondrial-like
Exons: 8
Coding region: 2565-3620 (351 amino acids)
Molecular function (GO): ADP-ribose diphosphatase activity
Source: RefSeq, a predicted model, not a curated record